Messenger RNA from Gadus macrocephalus (Pacific cod), 1324 nucleotides. Its product is annotated as C-C motif chemokine 20-like. The record is from RefSeq and is a predicted model, not a curated record. The transcript is spliced from 4 exons. Gene Ontology annotation, molecular function: CCR chemokine receptor binding; chemokine activity. Lineage: Eukaryota; Metazoa; Chordata; Actinopteri; Gadiformes; Gadidae. Gene Ontology annotation, biological process: G protein-coupled receptor signaling pathway; cellular response to type II interferon; immune response. Gene Ontology annotation, cellular component: extracellular region. The coding region runs from base 120 to 512 and encodes 130 amino acids.
CCAGCUGAGAGAGGGCAGUCCACUGGUCUAACGGUAGAAGAGCAUUAACACCUGAUCUUAUCUGUCGUCUUCCUGUCUAUCUCUUGAUCGUUAAAAGCAGCCAAUCAGAACCAGUGAAGAUGACGACCUGUGGCACCGUGACGAAGAGCCUGCUGCUGCUGGCUGUGGUGGUCGCUCUGACCGGACAAGGGUCUGCAGCAGUUGAGAAGUUCUCUGAUUGCUGCACCAAGGUGAGCAGAGAGAAGAUCCCUGAAACCAUCGUGGGCUUCAUUGUGCAAAAGAGAAACAAUCACUGUGUCAAUGCCAUCAUUUUCCAAACGGAGAGUGGUGGUUUGUACUGCAGCAAAUAUGAUGAGCCCUGGGUGAAGAGGAAGGUCAUGCAGCUUGGGGGGACAAAAAUAGCAGCAUUGGCCUCCACCCCCUCCCUCCUGAAGCUCAUCACCUCCAGCUCCUCUCCUCCACCAUUGGAGGGAACCACCGGCAUGCCCUCAACGCAUUAUACCGUCCAAUAGAAAUGCUUCUUAUACAGCGCCGGCCAAUGAGCUCCAAGAUGGCUGACCGGAUACUUUUGAAGAGGAAAACAAUGGACUGCUCGAUUUAAAAAAUAAUAAUUUAGAGUACUCCAGAUAUACUAGCAUUUUAUCAGAAGUGCUUAAGGGCCAUAUGUGAUUUUUUUUUUUUUAUUUCUAAGUCUGAAGUCAGAACUCAAGAAAAAGAAUCACAUGUCGCCCUAAUCCUCUUCUCUACAUUGUCAACCCGUUAUAGGUUAUUUAUUAAAUUAUAAUAAUAUAGCACAACAUUUAAAUGUACUUUCAAAAGAUAGUCCUAUUUAUUAAUUGUAUUUAUCAAUGUCAGCGCAUUAUGAUACAAUGUUGUAUCAUUGUUUAUAAGUUACAACCCAGUCUCACGGAAAUAUGCGACGCUGUCACGUCACGUCAUUUAAUCUAUUCACUCGUGAUCUGGGAAUGGGAUCUGGGAAGUUUUCUGUUGCGGUUUGCCUUCAGAUCAACACACCUGCAUUAAAUGUAUCCGUGAAUUGUCACCAUUUCUCAGAAUCAAUGGUGAAAGUAGAAACGGGUGACCAAAAGCUGUCAUAAUGUUAGAAAUUUGUGCUUUUGGCACGAAAAUUUGAAAUUACGUGUCCCAGAUCACGAAUGAAUAGAUUAAAUGACGUGACAGAGUCACGUAUUUCCGUGAGACUGGGUUGUAAACUAACAGGAUUUGAUGAAGGUUCUAGCUAUUUAUUAAUUUAUAAGUUUUUAGCAUUUUAAUAUUCAAAUGUAUUUUGUGUGUGAAUAUAAAUAAAAUAUGUCCUAUUCUAUAA